CCCCGGUGCCGGCUCGGGGAAAGUUGCGGCGAGCCCCGGUCGGCGGCGGCAGAGCCGGGAGCGCCGGGGGGGAGCGCGGGGGGAGCGCCGGGCACGGCGGCACCGGGGCACGGCCGCACCGAGACACGGCGGCACCGGUUGCACCGGUAGCACCGAGACACGGCGGCACCGGUUGCACCGGCAGCACCGGCGGCACCGGCAGCACCGGUUGCACCGGCAGCACCGGCGGUACCGGCAGCACCGGCGCUUUCCGGCCGAGCAUCCCCGGGGGCCAUGGAGCCGCCGCGGAGCCUCCCGGAGCUGGAGCCCGACCGCGACGCGCUGGACCCGGCCGGCGGCUGCUCCCCGCUGGAGGAGAAAUCCGUGCCCAGCAAGAAGAUCUGGGUGAAGCUGCGGGCGCUGCUGCGGUUCCUGGUGAAGCAGCUGGAGACGGGCGAGGUGAACGUGGAGGAGCUGAAGCGGAACCUGGAGUACGCGGCCUCGCUGCUGGAGGCCGUUUACAUCGAUGAGACCCGGCAGAUGCUGGACACGGAGGAUGAGCUGCGGGAGAUGGGGUCGGACGCGGCGGUGCCCUCCGAGGUGCGGGACUGGCUGGCGGCCACCUUCACCCAGCAGGCGCGGGCCAAGGGCCGCCGCGCCGAGGAGAAGCCCAAGUUCCGCAGCAUCGUCCACGCCGUCCAGGCCGGCAUCUUCGUGGAGAGGAUGUUUCGCCGGUUGUACACGGCCGUGGGGCCCAGUUAUUCCAGCUCCGUCCUCAACUGCCUGAAGAGCCUCGACGUGUGGUGCUUCGACGUCUUCACGCUGAACCAGAUGACGGAGGAGCAUUCCCUGAGGACCAUCGUCUUCGAGCUCCUCACCCGACACAACCUCAACAGCCGCUUCAAGAUCCCGGCCGUCUUCCUGAACACGCUGCUGGAUGCUCUGGAAACGGGUUAUGGGAAGUACCGGAAUCCCUACCACAACCAGGUCCACGCUGCCGAUGUCACCCAGACUGUCCACUGCUUCCUGGUCCGCACCGGCAUGUUGCACUACCUGACGGAGAUCGAGGUCCUGGCCAUCAUCUUCGCUGCCGCCAUCCACGACUACGAGCACACGGGCACCACCAACAGCUUCCACAUCCAGACCAAGUCGGACUGUGCCAUCCUCUACAACGACCGCUCGGUGCUGGAGAACCACCACAUCAGCGCCGUCUUCCGCUUGAUGCAGGACGACGAGAUGAACAUCUUCGUCAACCUCACCAAGGACGAGUUUGUGGAGCUGCGGGCGCUGGUGAUCGAGAUGGUCCUGGCCACCGACAUGUCCUGCCACUUCCAGCAGGUCAAGACCAUGAAGACAUCCCUGCAGCAGCUGGAGAGGAUCGAUAAGUCCAAGGUGCUGUCGCUGCUGCUGCACGCGGCCGACAUCAGCCACCCCACCAAGCACUGGUCGGUGCACAGCCGCUGGACCAAAGCCCUCAUGGAGGAGUUCUUCAGGCAGGGGGACAAAGAGGCCGAGCUGGGGCUGCCCUUCUCGCCGCUCUGCGACCGCACGUCCACGCUGGUGGCCCAGUCCCAGAUCGGGUUCAUCGACUUCAUCGUGGAACCCACCUUCUCGGUGCUGACCGACGUGGCCGAGAGGAUGGUGCUGCCCGUGGCCGAGGAUGGCACCAAAGGCAACAGCAACCCGGUGGCCAACCAGCAGGCCAGCUCGCAGUGGCGGCAGCCACCCCUGGAUGAGCACGUGGACGUGGGGGACAUCAAGGCCAACCUGGCCGGGUUCCGCUCCACGUGGCUCAAGUACCUCCAGGAGAACAAGCAGAAGUGGAAGGAGCGGGCAGCCAGCGGCAUCACCGACCAGUCGUCCAUCGACGAGCUGUCGCCCAGCGAGGAGCAGGCGGGCCCCGGCCAGCACCGGCACAACGGGGACGUGGAAUAACGCCGGGAAGAGCGAGGUCCUCAUCCAGCCAAGUGCCACCGUCUCACCCAAAGUCUUUGACACCAUCGAGUCCAGCCCCAUCCACAGGGAAGGAGCCGCCCGGGGACGCACAAGGAUCGGUGCCGGGAGCAUUCCCGGGAUCGGAGACACCCCCCCCCCCCCCCAACCUCUCCGAGCCGGUCACCGGUGCCGGUGCCGCCGACCCUGUCACUGCCACACCGAACCCAAGGGGUUUGGGCCACGACGAUGGCUUUUUAACAGAGCUUCUGCUCGCCCCAGCGCUGGGGACCGUGGUGGUGGCACCGGCGGGACGAGGGGACCGAUGCCACCGCUGGCCCGCCGGGUGCCAGCCGGUGACACGGUGAGGGGUGGCCCCCCUGCGCCCCGAGGGGAGGUGUCACCCCAAGGCACGUGUCUCUGUGUCACCCGGCGCUGGGGACGCGUCCCUUGGGGGGGCUGGUCCCCAAGUCUCUUGGCCCCAAAGGCACCUCAGGGGGUCCCCUCGGGGUCCUGCCCUAUGUGACAUGGGACAAGGAGGUGGUGCCGGGGCUGGAGCGGCGCCGGGAGCUGGGAAUGGGGCUGAGGUGGCAGCGCCAGCCCCUGGCUCUGGUAUCCCCCCCCCCAGGGUGCCUCCAGUGUCCCCCCAAUGUCCCCCAGCUCCAGCAUUGCCCUCGGUAUCCCCCGUCCCUGCUUCCUCCUGCCCUGCUCUGCCUCCAGCAUCCUCCUGCAUCCCAUGUGCCUGGAGCAUCCUCCUGCAUCCCGUGUGUCUGGAGCAUCCUCCUGCAUCCUGGAGUGCUUGGAGCAUCCUCCUGCAUCCCGUGUGCCUGGAGCAUCCUCCUGCAUCCCAUGUGCCUGGAGCAUCCUCCUGCAUCCCAUGUGCUUGGAGCAUCCUCCCGCAUCCCGUGUGCCUGGAGCAUCCUCCUGCAUCCCAUGUGCCUGGAGCAUCCUCCUGCAUCCCAUGUGCUUGGAGCAUCCUCCUGCAUCCUGGUGUGCUUGGAGCAUCCUCCUGCAUCCCAUGUGCCUGGAGUAUCCUCCUGCAUCCUGGAGUGCUUGGAGCAUCCUCCUGCAUCCCAUGUGCCUGGAGUAUCCUCCUGCAUCCCGCUGUGCCUGGAGCAUCCUCCAGCAUCCCGGCUCUGGUGUGCUUGAGCAUCUUCCAGCUCUGGCAUCCUCCUGCUCUGGCAUCCCAGCUCCCAGUGUCCCUCCAGCAUCCUCUGCCAUCCUGGUCCCAGUGUGCCUCCAGCAUCUUCCAGCAUCGCGGCUCCGGUGUGCCUGGACCAUCCUCUGGCAUCCCGGUGUGCUUCGAGCAUCCUCUGGUACCCGGCUCUGGUGUGCGCGAGCAUCCUCCAGCUCCAGCAUCCUCCUGCUCUGGGACCCCAGCUCGGGUGUGCCUUGAGCAUCCCAGCUCCUGGCAUUCCAAGAGCAUCCCGCAGCAUCCCGGUGUGCCUCCAGCAUCCUCCAGCUCCAGCAUCCUCCUGCCCGGGCAUCCUCCAGCAUCCCAGAUCCUGGUGCGCUUUGAGCAUCCUCCAGCAUUCCAGAUCCGGGUGUGCUCCGAGCAUCCUCCAGCAUCCCAGAUCCUGGUGUGCUCCGAGCAUCCUCCAGCAUCCCAGAUCCUGGUGUGCUCCGAGCAUCCUCCGGCAUCCCAGAUCCUGGUGUGCUCCGAGCAUCCUCCGGCAUCCCAGAUCCUGGUGUGCUCCGAGCAUCCUCCGGCAUCCCAGAUCCUGGUGUGCCUUGAGCAUCCUCCAGCAUCCCGGAUCCUGGUGUGCUCCGAGCAUCCUCCGGCAUCCCAGAUCCUGGUGUGCUCCGAGCAUCCUCCAGCAUCCCGGAUCCUGGUGUGCCUUGAGCAUCCUCCAGCAUCCCAGAUCCUGGUGUGCUCCGAGCAUCCUCCAGCAUCCCAGAUCCUGGUGUGCCUUGAGCAUCAUCCAGCUCCGGCAUCCCGGCUCCCAGUGUCCCUCCGGCAUCCCCCAGCUCCCAUCUCCACCUCCCUUUGCCCUCGGUGCCCAUCAUCACCCGUGGCGGGGCCCGGCCGUGUUUGUCCUUUGCCCCCCCCAUGCCGCGCCCCCCCCCGCACACGCAUGUGACAAGUGACACGCAGCAGCACCGCUAUCGAGCAAUGAAUAAACCACCACCACCAGCCUGGA
Molecule: messenger RNA, 4052 nt
Organism: Strigops habroptila (Kakapo)
Lineage: Eukaryota; Metazoa; Chordata; Aves; Psittaciformes; Psittacidae
Gene: PDE1B
Product: phosphodiesterase 1B
Exons: 16
Coding region: 274-1914 (546 amino acids)
Biological process (GO): signal transduction
Molecular function (GO): 3',5'-cyclic-nucleotide phosphodiesterase activity
Source: RefSeq, a predicted model, not a curated record